Molecule: messenger RNA, 2665 nt
Organism: Xyrauchen texanus (razorback sucker)
Lineage: Eukaryota; Metazoa; Chordata; Actinopteri; Cypriniformes; Catostomidae
Gene: pdzd7b
Product: PDZ domain containing 7b
Biological process (GO): auditory receptor cell stereocilium organization; sensory perception of sound
Cellular component (GO): stereocilium tip; stereocilia ankle link complex; plasma membrane
Molecular function (GO): protein binding
Source: RefSeq, a predicted model, not a curated record
AUGGAAACAGGUGAGAUCGUGAGGUUGACAGUGGUCAGAGGUCAUGAUGGUCAGCUGGGCUUCAGUGUGAGAGGAGGAUCUGAACAUGGACUCAGUGUUUUCAUCAGCAGAGUGCAGAAAAACAGCGCUGCAGAUCUGGCAGGUCUGUGUGUUGGUGAUAAGUUAUUGGAGGUGAACGGUGUGAGUCUAGAGAACCUCAGUAUGAGCAGCGCUGUGAAGGUGUUGACGGGUCACACUCGCCUGCGAUUGGUCAUUCAGCGGGUUGGGCGUGUACCUGGAGUGCGCUACACUAAUGAGAAAACCACAUGGGUGGAUCUGAUUCAUCGUCGAAUGGUGGUAGAGGAAUCAGACGCUAGUGUUUCAGUGUAUAGUUCAGAUGGAGCUCUGUGUCGAACGGUUCACCUGCAUCUCUCUCACAGUCAGCCCUGUCUGGGCCUCAACAUUCAGGGAGGACGAGAGUACAAUCUGGGGAUCUAUGUAUCCAAGUUGGAUCCUGGUGGUCUGGCGGAACAGGGCGGAGUAAAAAUGGGGGAUCAGAUCCUGUCAGCAAAUGGCGUGAACUUUGAAAAUAUCAGCCAUAAUAGAGCAGUGGAAGUGCUGAAAAGUCAAAAUCAUGUUAUACUGACUAUUAAAGAAGCAGGCAGGUAUCCAGCAUACAAAGAAAUGGUAACCGAAUUAAGCUGGAUGAAUAAAUCAGGCAGUGGAACAAUCUAUUCAUCCUCUCAAGGGUCGGAUUCUCACUCGUCCGCAUCCUCUCUCUCCUCUGGGACCCCUCUCAGCUCUAUGAGCGGUCUCUCUCAAGCUACUCUCCCAGUUAACGUGCCCUUAAGAGCCAAAAUGUCUGACGUGAGCGGCUCCGCUGAGGCUCAGUUUCCUCCAGACCUCACUGAUUAUGACUGUGAGUCAGAGCGACUGCGGACGGUGAGCCGAGGAGCCACUGAACUGUUGCAGGACUCUGUGAUCCGGACUGCUGGAGGAGAGGAGAGGAGCGAGGGCAGGAAAACAUCUCUACUCGUCGCUCUGAGUCGACCCAGUACUCCGAUAAGCCGAACAAGAAGUCACGUGACUGAGUCAGAGGAACAGAAGAAACAGCAGAAACAGACAGAACGAGGAGAGGAGAGAGGCGGUCCACUACGGCGCUCAAAAACGUUCUUCGGUCUGUUCCGAAAGAGAGACUCCUCGAGAUCCCGCUCCAGAUCUCCCUCAGAGAGAACUCUGGGCAGGUAUGAUAAUGAUGUGUGUGCGCAGGACGCUCUGACUCAGGUGCGAGUAAUGUCCGUCAGACUGCUGGAGGAUGAAGAUGUGUCUGAACUCAUGGACAUCUGUCAGAGGUAUGUGUCCGACCGAGAGCUGGAGACUCUCGUACACGCGCUACUGGCGAUCCUGAACACGCCAGAGAAACUUCUGCUACUCCGAGAGAUCAGACCGCUGGUCUCCUCUGAUGAUCUUCCUGGUUUUAACCGCACGCUGGCUCCAUAUGAAGAAGAAGCUUAUGAUAUUCUGAAGAGUCGCUCACGUGAAAGCUCUCCACUGCGUUCCCCUCAGACAGGCCACGCCCCCAGACGCCACCUCAUUACACCUGUACCAGAUCUCAAUGGCGGGUUUGAAUCAGAUGCUGUUGAAGACGUGGAGAGACAGAAUGAUCUUCGAGAAGGUCUGGAGCAGCUCCGCGUGUCCGGUUAUUCUGAACAGAAUGAAUCUCUGCAAACAUCCAGAUCUUUCAGUCCAUUGGUGGACAUUCCUGUGGACACUUUCAGUCACACAGAUUCAUUAAGAUCCUCCAGGACAUCAACUCUCCUACCAAACUGGCUACUGGCUGAGAACACCCAUUCAGACUCUCCCCAAACAUCAGACAAUGGUUUUCCUCAAUCUGAUGCUGUGUCUGUUCACUCGGGUGAAUCCAUCAGCUCAAGAAGGGGACGACUUCCGUUCAGCAAUGCACAUUCAAAGAGCAAUACAGACUGGACAGGGAGAGACAGACAGGAUGUGUUAUUCACUAUAGUGGACAUGCCCCGCCACAAGAGGCCGCUGCUGUCUCAGGUGUUUGGUUCCCUGAAAAAGUCCCACAGCUCUGCAGUGACACCUACAGGACAGUGUGCACAACAGCAGCUCCAUGAAACACGUGACCGUGACAUCCACAUUGAGCAAGAGUUUGAGCUCACUACAGUCAACAUCAGCAAAACCAAACAGUCUCUGGGAAUCAGUAUUUCGGGGGGAGCAGAGUCCAGGGUGCAGCCAAUGGUAAAGAUUGAGAGGAUUUUCCCAGGUGGAGCCGCAUCCACUAAUGACGUCCUGCGGGCCGGUUUUGAGCUGGUGUCAGUGGACGGCGUGUCUCUUCAGGGGGUCACUCAUCAGGACGCAGUGGAGAUCAUUCGACAGGCCUUCAGUAAUAAACACAUCGACCCGAUGGAGCUCGUCGUCAAAGUCCCCAAAGACCUCAGAGUGUCAUGAGAUCAAAUGUGCCGUACUGCAUGUGUGUACCACACGUGAAGAACUACAUUCAACCACAUCAGUUUAAGUCCGUUUUUAGGACCACAAUGUGGGAAAAAAAUCAAAUGACUGUGAUGUGUGUGUGUGUGUGUGUGUGUGUGUGUGUGUUUUAUUCUUACACUCAGUUGUGAUUCUCACUUUAAUACACUGUUUCUCUUAAUUAAAUCAUCAUAAA